Ruditapes philippinarum (Manila clam) is the source of this 1891-nucleotide messenger RNA. RefSeq lists its product as uncharacterized. The transcript has 2 exons. Lineage: Eukaryota; Metazoa; Mollusca; Bivalvia; Venerida; Veneridae. The record is from RefSeq and is a predicted model, not a curated record. Bases 551 to 1891 code for a protein of 446 amino acids.
CAUCUUUUAUACUUACCUUGAUUUGAACUGUUGUAAUGUAAAUCCACACUUUGUUUACUUUUGCAUUCAAUGUUUAUUCACAGUAAUAUUUUUAAUGAGGAUGAUGAGAGUUUCUCAUCAUACAUAAUUCAACAUGCAGAGGCUGUCAUAAAUGCAUAAUGAAUGUUUGUCUAUUUAGAUAUCUGCUGUCUGUUUAUUUUCAUACUGUAACUGGUUUCUUGGACUAGAACUUUAAAUGUCAGCCUCGAAUGUAUACAGUUUUCGCGAAAUAUGUAAACAUCUCUGUUUAUCUUUCUCAGACAAGCUAGCGUUAAAUUGUUGAUUGUAUUUGAUAAAGAAAUCCUAGAAUUGUCUUACCACAGAGCGAAACCACUUUAUUAAUCAUUUAAUUCCUUUAUUUUGUCAUUGUUUUUAACAGCACUGUGAGUACACCUGUCCUCUUGCAGGCGGCCAUUUUGUUACUAUUUUUAUAUAUUGUAAACACGACGAGCACUCGCAUAGCAACCGUGGAUGCUGUAUUGUAUAUGAUAAAGUUUAAUCUCAACUUUUUAUGAUGUUUCAACUUAUUCCUAGCAGAAAACGUAAAUUUGAGGAAGUCAUGGACAACAGAACACCGAAGAGGAAGAUGUUUUCGUGUGCUCACUGUGGAGGGCCUGGGUCCGGGUGUGUUGGCGAGCGUUAUCGGGUCAUAGACCACGUAAUGAAGCACCAUAUGGCACUUGACCAGACGCCGUACUACUGCAACCUGUGUAUGUUUAGGUGCACUAGUCAAGACCAGCUCAACAGGCACGUGACCAGCUAUAAGAGGCACGCAACCAUGGCGGCUAUGGCUGAGUUUCAAGGUGAUGCGUCUCGCUAUCUUGUGCACAACCCCAAUGCCAAGACCAUUGAGGAGGGCGUCGAUUAUCGUGCGGUACCUGAAGAGCAGGAGCAGUCAGGUCCAUCUAAGCCGACACAGAGCCAAGUGACAGGCACCUCCGAGCAGGGUGGAACGGAAGAGUUGGUCACAGUGAGGUUGUCACCAGCAGUAUUGGCCUCACUCCUGUCAACCAACAACGCCAGCCAGAAGACCCAGACGCAAGCAGUGCCGCCUGCCCUCCAGUAUGAUCCCUCUAGGCCAGGUAUGACAGAGUCGGAGACCAACGCCUUCAUUAGCAGUUUGCUUGACGCGCCAUCAACCUCAACUGGUGCAGGAACUGGUAGGCCUCUACAGCAAACGACGCCAACUGCUGAAACUGGGUCAGCAACUUACAGGCCGACACCCAUAGUGCCAAAGUCACCGCAGCUGCGAAUUCCCGACCUGCCAGUAAAUAGAAGUAGGUCCCACACUCCAGCCCUAUCCAUUCGGUCAGCUUUUUCGCCACUUACGACGCCUGACGUGUUUAGUCGCAGGACUUCCAACGUGGAUGAGAAUAUCAUGCCCCAGUUGCUUGGUGACCCUGCGGAUGAGAACAUGAUAUUCUCCCCCCAACCUGCACCUGCCCAGGUCGUCCAACAGGAACCACCUAGAACGACAGCGACACAGGCGACGCAGACAGAACCAGAGGCAGCUCCAACUCCAAGGGUUGAUUCUUUGGCUCCCCUCAAUGCAGUCCUGGGGCACUUUGAGAAGACAAUGGAGGUAGCCAUGGGAAAGAUGAUCUUUGCGGUCGAGUCGGUGGCACGGGCCACACGCCACGUACAACAAUCUAUUGACACAUUGGGGACCUCAGUUUCACAGGUUUCCAGAGCGGUCGACCGCCUCACUGAUGAGCAGAGACGCUUGGCACGAAGUCGCGAAUCGACAGGGAAUCAGAGCAACAAGCGAGCGAGGGAAGACGAGGACAAAGAGAACGACAGAGCCCUGAAGUCAGUAGUCAGCAAGAAGAACGGUUCAUAUAAAAGAAAUUGA